This is a messenger RNA of Melanaphis sacchari, 551 nucleotides long. RefSeq names its product iron-sulfur cluster assembly 2 homolog, mitochondrial. NCBI's taxonomy places the organism in Eukaryota, Metazoa, Arthropoda, Insecta, Hemiptera, Aphididae. Gene Ontology annotation, cellular component: mitochondrion. The transcript has a single exon. The record is from RefSeq and is a predicted model, not a curated record. The coding region runs from base 73 to 498 and encodes 141 amino acids. Gene Ontology annotation, biological process: iron-sulfur cluster assembly. Gene Ontology annotation, molecular function: 4 iron, 4 sulfur cluster binding; 2 iron, 2 sulfur cluster binding; iron ion binding.
UAAAAUACUAAUUUAAUUAUUAUUGGUAUAUACUAAAUAAAGCUGAUUUUAUUAAUUGUGAUAACUUUUAAAAUGACAUUUACUGUGUUGAUGGCUAAAAAUGUUCAAAAAUGUUUCAAAUUUAUAACAGGUUCACAGACAAUCAGACAUUUUUCAUCAAAACUAGCUGAAGAAGACUUGAAAGUAACUGAUGAUUGUAUUAAACGUCUUGAAGCUAUUUGUGACCAAGAUGAAUUUCUUCGUCUAAGUGUUGAAAGCGGUGGCUGUUCUGGAUAUCAAUACAAGUUUGAAUUAGAUAAAACUAUUGCAAUAGAUGAUUGUGUAUUAGAAAAGCAAGGUAUUAAAAUAGUGGUGGAUACAACUUCUUUAAAUUACAUCAAAGGAUCAACAAUUGACUAUGAACAACAGUUAAUCAGAGCUGCUUUUAGAUUAAUAAGAAAUCCACAAGCACAGGAUGGAUGUUCUUGUGGUGCAUCAUUUUCAAUAAAAAUUGACUGAUUGUAUUUUACUUACCUCAACUUUUAGUGUAAAUAAUAUAAUAUAUGUUAUUA